Messenger RNA from Belonocnema kinseyi, 1571 nucleotides. RefSeq names its product U1 small nuclear ribonucleoprotein 70 kDa-like (gene snRNP-U1-70K). Gene Ontology annotation, molecular function: U1 snRNA binding; mRNA binding. The record is from RefSeq and is a predicted model, not a curated record. Lineage: Eukaryota; Metazoa; Arthropoda; Insecta; Hymenoptera; Cynipidae. Gene Ontology annotation, biological process: mRNA splicing, via spliceosome. Gene Ontology annotation, cellular component: U1 snRNP; U2-type prespliceosome; precatalytic spliceosome.
GUCUGCGCCAUUCGCCUGCUUUCGCCAUUUUGUGCAGCGUGUACUCGUAGAGGAGGACAGUGCAGAACAGGAUAGUAAUUAGGGUAAAAAUAGUGAAAAUGUGUUUUUAAUAUUGCAAUCGUUAGCAUCAUAUUGCCGAUAAAAUGACGCAAUUUUUACCGCCGAAUUUGUUGGCUCUUUUCGCUCCGCGCGAUCCAAUUCCGUAUUUGCCACCAUCCUCAAAGCUCCCACAUGAAAAGAAAAAUUGUGGGUAUUUGGGCGUCGGAUCGUUUCUCAAAUUCUUUGAGGAUCCGAAGGAUACUCCACCUCCUUUGCGUGUUGAAACUCGAGAGGAGCGCGUUGAAAGAAGAAGACGUGAACGAGCUGAGCAGACAGCUUACAAGUUAGAACAAGAAAUCGCCGUUUGGGAUCCUGCGGGGAUUCCAGCUGUCACUGCUGAUCCUUUUAAAACUCUUUUCGUUGCUCGUAUUAAUUACGAUACCUCGGAGUCAAAACUCAGAAGAGAAUUUGAGGUUUACGGAACAGUGAAAAAGAUUGUGGUAAUUCACAAUACGAUUAAUGGAAAGCCUAGAGGAUACGCUUUUAUUGAGUAUGAACACGAAAGGGACAUGCACUCGUGGUGGCCGCUGCCGGCAACUAGUGCCGUUCGCUAUUCCAUGCAAUCCCUGAACCUGCCUGAUAUGAUAGCUGCAUACAAGCAUGCUGAUGGCAAAAAAAUAGAUGGACGACGAGUGUUAGUGGAUGUCGAACGCGCACGGACAGUGAAAGGGUGGCUUCCCAGAAGAUUAGGAGGAGGUCUUGGAGGUACAAGAAGAGGAGGUCCCGAGGUAAAUAUUAAACAUUCGGGCAGGGAGGACAAUGAGAGAGAACGAGAGCGUUAUCGCCUGGAAAGGGAACGGGAAGCCACUGGCCGUUUCGACAGGGACAGGGAUCGUGAUCGUGGUGGUGUAGAUAGGGAAAGGCGAAGAUCGCGGGAAAGAAAGCGAAGAAGUAGGACCAGAUCUCGAGAUCGGAAGAGGAGGCGCAGUCGGGAAAGAGUAUUUGAUCCUGAUAUUGAGGAAAUCGAGCGGCCUCCUAGAGAAAGACGGGAGAGAGGAGAAAGAGAUCGCGAACGUGAUCGCAAAAGGAGAAGAUCAAGGAGUACCGACAGGGACAGAGAAAGAAAAAGGGACAAACGUGAUCGUGGUGAUCGCGGUGAUCGCGAGCACAGAGACAGGAAAGAACGCAACGAUCGCACGGAUGAGGACAUCAAAGUUCUUAUUAAGGAAGAACCGCUUGACGAUUAUCCCGAGUACGAGAAUAAUUAUUCGAACCCAGCUUACUUUGAUGCAGUAAAGUAUGAAAACGACGAAGAAGAGGAGAAAUACAGAAUUCCGGAUAGGGAUCUGAUGUAUGAUACAUUGGACUCCUAAUGAUAAAUUAAUCAACUAAUUAACAUUGUGUAUAUUAAAAUAAUAUUAGGUGUAUUUCAAAGCACAAGUGUUCGUUUUUCUGCUUAAAGUAAGUAGUUAAACUAUUCGCUUUCUUUAUUUCAAGAUUAUAUAUUCAAAUAUAUUGUUUGGUAAAAUGCA